GCGCUCAUAUCUGAUCUAUAAACACAGUAGAUUGUUCUGUGCCUUUACCUACGGUUAUCCAUAUUAUUUGGCGCUCACAAUGUUUUCAAACACGCUGUUGAAAACCGUCAAUGUUCCAGUUAUCACCUCACUUCCUGUAUAGAGUUUAGUAAUUCUGACUUUCGGAUCUUUUCGGGCGACGGGACCUGGUGCUGCUUAGAAGCCCCAAUCUUCGGACCGCAGGCCCUGAUACAGUCGAGGCCAUGGCAGACUUUUCGCUUGCAGAUGCAAUCUCAGAUGAUGUUCCUAGCGAAGCAUCAAAAACUAAGCACACUAAUCCAUCGGCUCCUGGAAAUGGGGCUCCGCCCCCCACUAAUCCUGGCUGGCCUGGUGCGGCCCCUGGUGGCCCUCAUUUCCCAUCCUCAGGAGGCCCUGCCCAACCAACAGCACCUGGCUUCCCUCAGACUGGGCCGUCUGCCCCAGGUCCCUUUCCACCCGGCCCAGGCGCCCCGGGCCAGUUUCCCGGAGCCCCUGCAGCCCCAGGUGGAUACCCUCCAGGACCAGGCGUACCUGGACAGUUCCCCGCCAACCCUGGAGCUCCAGGACAGUUCCCCUCGAUGCCAGGUCAGUUCCCACCAGGUGGGGCACCCGUGCCAUACCCAGUUCCUGGACAGUUCCCCUCCCCACCUGGGGCUCCACAGGGCCCGUAUCCAAACGUGCCUUACCCACUAGGACCAUCUGGGCCUGGCAUGUACGGCCCAGGAGGCCCUGGUGCCUUUCCACCAGAUGGAAGCCCAGGAUAUGGAGGAGGUAUGUUUCCUCCAGUACCAGCAGGAUCCUGGGGUCCACCCGGAGGGGGGUUCCCUCCCCAACCUGGCCCACCAGGAGGCUAUGGUCCAGGACCCAUGGGACCAUACGGAGGGCCUGCAGCUCCAGGAGGAAUGCUGCCACUGCCGUACGAUAUUCCGCUGCAUGCCGGGAUAAUGCCACGCCUCCUGAUUACUAUAGUGGGUGAACCAGUACCAGGAGGAAACAGGUUCCAUGUAGAUUUUGUGAGGGGGCAUGACGUGGUUUUCCAUUUCAACCCUCGUUUCCAUGAGAACACCAUCGUACGGAACACACAGCUUGGGGGCUGCUGGGGUCCCGAAGAGAGGGAGGGAGGCUUUCCCUUUGUGCAGGGCAGACAGUUUGAGCUGAAGAUCCUGGUGGAGACAGAUGGGUUUAAGGUGGCCGUGGAUGGUACUCAUCUGCUGGAGUUUGAGCACAGAACAGGGGGGAUGGAGGAUGUCACUCGCCUGCACAUAGAGGGAGACCUCAUUCUGUUCAGUGCGGCCCCCAGCAUGAUCUAAAACCCAAGGGCGUAGGAGCGAUUUGACAAUGUUGAGGUGACACAUUAUGUUGCUGGUCCUUGAAAAAUAUAGAUUAUCUCCAAAAAUGUGGGACGAACUGAAAUUUCUAAAAGUUAUAAUGAUAUUUCUGUUAUCUGCCUCUCCAUUGCAGAUUAGUCAAACUCAAACACACAAUCUAAACAAAUGAAAUACAGAUGUAAAGAAAGCUGAUAUCACUGAUAUGUUUAAAGCACCAUAACUUUCAGUUUUUCCUCAUUCUCUUACUUGUCAGAAUGCAUUAUGCUAGUUAACCUUUCGCAUGUAUAAUGGAACAUGACAAUUUUGUAAAAACGAAACUUGUACUGUUCGAAUCAACACACCUAUUGUAUGACCUUCAGUAUUAGGAUGGUACAGUACCAAGGCCCAUGAGGGGUAAUAAACUAUAAUUCAGGAAACUACAGACCAGAGCUGUGACACUGUGCUGAAUUACAGAUCUAAAUGGCUGAAUAUUAUUUUAUUUGGUAUGGAUUUUAGAAAAUGUUCAUUAUUUUGAAUAAAACCAUAUUAAUGAAAUCAUUGUGAUAAUGGAGAUAAGCAAAUAAUUAUGUCCGAAUAAAUGCUGUAUUACCCCAA
This is a messenger RNA of Labeo rohita (rohu), 1940 nucleotides long. It is a transcript of the gene lgals3a, whose product is annotated as lectin, galactoside binding soluble 3a. Gene Ontology annotation, cellular component: nucleus; immunological synapse. Gene Ontology annotation, biological process: positive chemotaxis; macrophage chemotaxis; neutrophil chemotaxis. The record is from RefSeq and is a predicted model, not a curated record. Lineage: Eukaryota; Metazoa; Chordata; Actinopteri; Cypriniformes; Cyprinidae. Gene Ontology annotation, molecular function: laminin binding; carbohydrate binding; IgE binding.